CCCUCACAAAAUCCCCAGGUUCCAGCGCACCACCAUUUAACUGAUCUGUCUUGGCACCAAAACAGUGAGCUAAUAAUCCAGGAGGCCUGAGAGAGGAAAUCCAGUGACCAUCUUGGCUUCUGGGGGAAGGAGAGUAGAAGGAGAGUAGAAGAAGAGCAGAAGAGAGUAGAAGGUGAUUCCUCCCAUAGAAGGAGAGUAGAAGAAGAGAAGAAAGGAGGGAUUUUUAGGAGUAAUGGAGGAAGUGGAGGAGGGAGAGGAGUACCUCUUCAAGAUAGUGAUCAUUGGCGACUCAGCGGUUGGGAAGUCGAAUCUUCUUUCGAGGUACGCGCGGAACGAGUUCAACAUCAACUCCAAGGCCACCAUUGGGGUGGAGUUCCAGACGCAGAGCGUGGACAUCGACGGCAAGGAGGUCAAGGCCCAGAUCUGGGACACUGCCGGCCAGGAGCGCUUCCGGGCCGUCACCUCUGCCUACUACCGCGGCGCCGUCGGGGCCCUCAUCGUCUACGACAUCUCCCGCCGCACCACCUUCGACAGCGUCUCCCGCUGGCUCCAGGAGCUCAGCACACAUUCUGACACCACCGUUGCAAGGAUGCUGGUUGGCAACAAAUGUGAUUUAGAGAAUAUUAGAGAAGUGUCGGUUGAGGAUGGUAAAAGCUUAGCAGAAGCUGAAGGGCUGUUUUUCAUUGAGACCUCAGCCCUAGAUUCUACAAAUGUAAAGAAGGCCUUUGAGAUUGUUAUCGGGGAGAUAUACAACAAUAUCAGCAGGAAGGUCUUGAAUUCCGAUUCCUAUAAAGAAGAAUUGUCUCUGAAUAGGGUAAGCCUUACCAGCAAUGGCACUGAUGAGUCCAAACAAACUUUCAACAGGUUUUCUUGCUGCUAAAGUUGCUUGUUUUAAUCCAAGAAAUGGUACAGUGUGUUAAAGAGCAUUCUCAUAGCUGGUCAGUUAAUUCUAAAUACAGAAUGAAUUUUGGUUUUCUUGCUGAAAGUUUGUUAGCAGGUUCUUAUAUGUUGCCACUAGAGCUAAAUUGUUGUGCUGCGUAAACCAUGGCAUGCACUUGUCAUGGUUCAAUAAGAUUGAGAUGGUUAUUAGUUUGCUUAUAAUGGAGAGUUGUUUGUCAUCUUAUCUUGUUGCGAGCAUCAUGGACUGAUGGCACCAUAACUUAAAUAUACAUUUUUGUUUUAAA
Messenger RNA from Phoenix dactylifera (date palm), 1184 nucleotides. Its product is annotated as ras-related protein RABA5e. Gene Ontology annotation, molecular function: GTP binding; GTPase activity. The record is from RefSeq and is a predicted model, not a curated record. NCBI's taxonomy places the organism in Eukaryota, Viridiplantae, Streptophyta, Magnoliopsida, Arecales, Arecaceae.